AUGCGACCUGCUGAGAGUUGCUAUGCAGUUCUUUUCUUUGACUUUCUUUUGUCUUUCUUUCGAAUUUUCUUUCUUUUUCUUUCUUUCUUUCUUUCUUUCAGUACCUUCUUUUCUUUGAUUUUCUUUCUUUCUUUCUUUCUUUCUUUCUUUCUUUUCCUAUUUUUCAUUCUUUCUUCCUUAGUUCUUUUCUUUGAUUUUCUUUCUUUCUUCUUUCUUUCUUUCUUUCUUUCUUUCUUUCUUUCUUUCUUUCUUUCAUUCUUUUCUUUGAUUUUCUUUCUUUCUUUCUUUCUUUCUUUCUUUCUUUCUUUCUUUCUUUCUUUCUUUCUUUUAUUGCCUUCUCUAUAUCAGUUCUUUCAUUCGUUUUCUUUUCCUUUCUUUAUCCUUUCUUCUUUUUCUUUUCUUUCUUACAUGACGUUUUCUUUCCAGUUUUUCCUUCUAUUUCUUCUUUUCUUUUCUCUCUUUACAGUUGAUACCAUUAUGGCGACUUCGUUGAAAAUAUUUUUCUCUCUUCAUUUGCCAUUAAUUAUUUUUCUUUUUUUUCAUUCUCAGUAUUCUUAA
Acanthosepion pharaonis is the source of this 558-nucleotide messenger RNA. The record is from the annotation of a GenBank genome assembly. NCBI's taxonomy places the organism in Eukaryota, Metazoa, Mollusca, Cephalopoda, Sepiida, Sepiidae.